Papaver somniferum (opium poppy) is the source of this 1658-nucleotide messenger RNA. Its product is annotated as dehydration-responsive element-binding protein 2C-like. Gene Ontology annotation, molecular function: transcription cis-regulatory region binding; DNA-binding transcription factor activity. The record is from RefSeq and is a predicted model, not a curated record. The coding region runs from base 105 to 1307 and encodes 400 amino acids. Gene Ontology annotation, biological process: response to stress; positive regulation of DNA-templated transcription. Gene Ontology annotation, cellular component: nucleus. The transcript has a single exon. NCBI's taxonomy places the organism in Eukaryota, Viridiplantae, Streptophyta, Magnoliopsida, Ranunculales, Papaveraceae.
AAAACCAAAAAAGGAAAAAAAAUCCAGAUUCUUCCAGUGUAAGCUAACAAAAUUGGAAUUCAUCUUGAGAUUUUGAUUUGAUUUAGGGUUCAUCAUAAUUUUGUAUGUCUUCGGAGAAGAAGAGAUCGCGGAGUAGACGCAGUUCAGUAGCGGAAACUCUAGCAAAGUGGAAAGAAAUCAACAGUCAAUUAGUAUCAUCUUCUGGUUCAGGAGGAUUGAAGAUUAAUGGCGGAGGAAAUACAACGACGACGAGAGGUGUUGUACGGAGAGUACCAGCAAAAGGAUCAAAGAAAGGAUGUAUGAGAGGAAAAGGAGGACCGGAGAAUUCACUGAGCAAUUACAGAGGUGUACGGCAGCGGACAUGGGGGAAAUGGGUGGCGGAAAUCAGAGAACCUAAUCGUGGGAAUCGGCUGUGGCUAGGUACAUUUGCUACUUCAAAAGAAGCUGCAAUUGCGUACGAUGAUGCUGCUAAAGCUAUGUAUGGGGAAAAUGCGAGGUUGAAUUUUGCAGGAUCUGGUGAUGAGGAUGAGGAGGAGGAGGGAGAGUUGUAUAAGGAUUCUUCGUAUACGACUACGACGACGGGGACUGGGACGAGUGCGGCGACGGCGACGUCGGAGGAGUCGACUACUACGACGUCGAAUCAGCAACCGGAGGAUGGUGCUGAGGAAUGUAAAGUCAAGGUUGAGGGUUUGACGAUUGAUCACAAUGAAAGUGGAAUUAAACAGAGGAAAGAUGGAAUUGGGGAUGCAAAUGUGUAUGAUGAGGCGUCGCCGUCGACGACGGUUGUUAGAGUGAAGGAGGAGGUGGUGGAUUUUGAUUAUGAAGAUGGAGAUAGAGAGGAGAAGAAGCUUAAAGAAAUGAAAGUGGAGCCGAAUUUUGAAUUGAAGCAUGAGAACAGUAAUCCGUUGGUCUACCUCCAUGAUUUUCCAAUGGAGGAAAUGUUUGAUGUGGAUGAGUUUCUCAGGUCGAUUGAUGCCGAUUACGAAGACUUGAACGGUGAAGACAACAACAAGAAGCCCCUUGGUGGUGGAACUGAGUCUAGCAAUGGUGGUGCAAGACAUAGUGUGCAGCUAUUGGGAUGUGGUGGAAGUAGUACAGCUGAUUUCAGCUAUCAGAUGCAAAAUCCGGAUGCGAAGCUGCUUGGGAGCUUGCACCAUAUGGAGCAAACGCCUACUUGUGUUGAUUAUAGUUUUGAUUUCUUGAAGCAGACGCCGAUUAAGCAAGAGGACAUCAACUUUGGCUACUUGUUGAAUGAUGAGGAACAAGGAAUGCUCGAGACAGGGUUCCCUGACUUGGGAGGCUUCUAAGGUUGUUGUUUUUUCACUCGAAUUCAAUUUUGAUUUUGUUGUUCUACUGCUGGUAGUUCUUGAUAGCUAGUAUAAGCGGCGUCCGGAUCAUUAGAGAACAUCUUUUUUACCAAUCUCUCUAAUCCGUGGCGAAAUUCGUUCGUUUGUUUCAUUCUUGUACAUAUGGUUAGUCUGGAAUCAUCUCUGGAUGAGGGACGGCCGGAUAGGAGGAACUCUCUCUUAACCGUAGUAGUAUGUUUAGGGAUAAUAAGACCCAAUAUGGUUGUAAUAGCUAGGAGUUGGCUAGAGCUUGAAAUAUAUCUGUAUGUACAAAAUGUUAAUAAUCUUAAGACGGGUCGUCGUUUGCUUCUA